GAUUGACGGUGUGUUUGAAUUUGUCGUCGGACAGCUAAACGGUUGUGGUGAUUUUUGUGUUUGCUCCGAAGCAGUAUUUCUUGCAUUUAUUGACAAAUAACAAAACACAGUUAAAUAUUUAAAUAAAAUACACACACUCGUAUGUGCUUCUGGGCUAAGUGCAGAGUGAAAAGUGAAAGAAUUAUGUAAAUAUUGCAUCGGUCAGCGCGCUGAAGCCAUAAAGAACGUGAAAUCUAACGGGUUCGGUGGAGAAUCAACAAUUACCAUGCUAUUUACUACAUACUAAUCAACCGGCAUCAUAAAUAGUACGCGCAUCAAAACAGAUUUUAGAAAAAAUUGCUUACUAAAUAAGCAACUUCAGUAACAACAACAAACAAACAAACAAAAAUUAAUAAAUUAUGUCAAGGGUUAUUCCAAUGCACAAAAACUAUUGAACCCAGUCAAUUGGAAAAUCAUUCAUAACGUCGCCUUGAAACGCAAAUAAGCAAUAAAAAAUAGAACAAAAAUACCCAAAAACAGUAAUUCACAUUUAUAGUCAUCAUAUACAGUGUUAACAAAAAAUACGCAUACAUAACUAUACUGUGCUUAUUGUAUGCACAAGCCUCAUAUGUAUAUGUUAGUGUAUGUGUGUGUGUGUUUGGGAGCAACGUCAGAACCACAUCUUCAGAGCAACGUAAUAAAUAAUUUCUUAAUUAAAAGAUCGAAUUUCGCUACUUACAAACUCUAAAUAAAUAAAUCCGUGGUGAUGAGCCGCAUUUCGCAUAUUUCUCUACAAUUCAAACCAAAAUCAAAAUGCUGCGUCGAAAUAUUUCGAAUCACAUUCGCCCGUUAUUGAUGCUGUUCGCCGGACUCAUAAUUGGCUUCUCAUUCUCUCAGCAACUGCGCAACAACAAUUGCGCAUUUCGACUGAGCUUGCCCAGUGGUGUCUUUUCAGCGAGAGAAGAUGAGUAUGAAGGUCAUACAAUAUCUCUACUGCCGGCCGGAGCAGAUGAUCUGCUGGCACGUUCUGUCACUGCUACCACAGAUAAUAAUACGCUAGCGGCGCAGCUGUACAAUGAAACGCGUGUGCUUUGCUGGGUGCUAACUAGUCCCGCCAAUCAUGCCAAAAAGGCCGUCCAUGUCAAAAAUACAUGGGGCGCGCGCUGCAAUCGCAUACUAUUCAUGAGCUCGGAGAGUGACAAGGAACUGGGUAGCGUGAAAUUGCCGGUCAAGGAGGGGCGUGGGAAUUUGUGGCACAAAACGAGGGAGGCAAUGAAGUACAUCUACGACCAUCACUUUGACGAAGCUGAUUGGUUCCUGAAGGCUGACGAUGACACUUAUGUCAUUGUGGAGAAUUUACGCGCCUUCUUAUAUCCUUUCGACAGCAAAUCUCCCAUCUAUUUCGGUUGCAAAUUCAAGAAAUUUGUGAGACAAGGCUACAUGUCCGGUGGGGCCGGUUAUGUAUUGAGCAAAGAGGCUGUUAAACGCUUCAUGGAGGAAGCCUAUACAAAUGAGAAAAUCUGUCGCAAGCGUUCCGGUGGUGCUGAGGAUAAAGAAAUGGGCAGUUGCUUGCAGAAUGUUGGCGUGGUGGCUGGUGACUCACGUGAUGAGUACAAACGUGGUCGGUUCUUUCCGUCGGGUCCACAAGGACACAUUAUACCAAAAAAUAAAUCGGCGUGGUACUGGCGUUAUAUAUUUUACAAAACAGAAGAUGGUGUCAACUGUUGUUCAGAUUAUGCAAUAUCUUUUCACUAUGUGCAACCAUCCUAUAUGUACGUGUUGGAUUAUCUUAUAUAUAGCUUGCGUCCUUUCGGAAUUUUCAAACAGAUCGAAGCACUGCCAGCGAAACGAAAUAUGACUGAUUUGUUGGAAAAGUGGCGAAAGGAAGAGUCUGACAAUCCUUUAUAAGUAUGUCUACACAGAUAGUAUAUAUGCGGUUGUAAAUAAUUUUCAAGUAAAUUUCAAAAGUUAGUAAGCAAGAGAGGAAUUUAACAGAUCCGACCUAAAUCUCUCAAAAAUCUGAGAAUAAAUCCGGAAGUAGAGUGAAUAGAACUUGCAGAAAUUUGGAGAUGGAGUUUGUUGACGUACUUACUUACAUAUGUACAUACAUAUGUAUGUUUUUCAUUAUUGUCAUUAUAGUGCCUUAUAUUAUUAUUUAUUUUAUACACCUAGACUGUGGCAAAAUUGAUUAUUGAUUUACACGCUGUCAAGAACGUAUCGGGUAUUCUACAUUUGCCCCUCUCAUCUCCCGCUUAUAUGGAAGACAAGUAAAUUUUUUUUUCUACAUUGGUACAACUGUCCUUAAUUAUGAUGCCAAAAAUUAGUGUGAUCUGUCCACCAGUGUGGUUACAGCAGCUGUUUAUGUCAGUCGACCUCAGUAGUGUUAGUCGAAUUUUACAAAGUUUGUUAGUGUAUUUGUGUUAAAUUAUGGCCAAACACUCAACAAAUAUCAUUGAGCAAGCACCACAUUGACCUGAUUUAGCUCCAUGUGACUUCUAGCUGUUCUUGCAACUCAAAGAACCGCUCCGGGGAAACCGUUUUGAGUUAAUUGAAGACAUCAAAACAAAUUCGACGCGAGAGCUGAGCUCGGCUGACAUAAACAGGUGCUUUAAGCACACUGGUUGACAGAUCGCGCUAAUAUUUUUCAUCAUAAUUAAGAACAGUUGUAAAAACGAGAAAUUUAAAUGAAGGAUUCCCGAUACUUUCUGGAUAGGGUGUAUCUAAGUUAUAGAAAAUAUUUUUAAAUAUUUUAGUCUACAUAUACGAUUAGUUUAAUUAUUGUUAAAAAAUCAACUGUGUGUUUUUAAAUCAUACUGGACAUUAAAUGGUGCCACUGAACUUGUGCUGUGUCGUAAAUUAUAAUCUAUAUAUAAAUGUAUCAAUCUACCUAUAAGUGAUAUAAUGUGAUAAGUUUAAAUGUAAUGUAAAAUAUGUUAUUUAAUUCAAUAUUUUUAAAGAUUCGCAAUUUAGUUUCAAAAUAUUGUU
Bactrocera tryoni is the source of this 2964-nucleotide messenger RNA. Its product is annotated as glycoprotein-N-acetylgalactosamine 3-beta-galactosyltransferase 1-like. Bases 793 to 1887 code for a protein of 364 amino acids. Gene Ontology annotation, molecular function: N-acetylgalactosaminide beta-1,3-galactosyltransferase activity. The record is from RefSeq and is a predicted model, not a curated record. Gene Ontology annotation, cellular component: membrane. The transcript is spliced from 6 exons. NCBI's taxonomy places the organism in Eukaryota, Metazoa, Arthropoda, Insecta, Diptera, Tephritidae.